Molecule: messenger RNA, 1115 nt
Organism: Pseudomassariella vexata
Lineage: Eukaryota; Fungi; Ascomycota; Sordariomycetes; Amphisphaeriales; Pseudomassariaceae
Exons: 1
Coding region: 267-983 (238 amino acids)
Source: RefSeq, a predicted model, not a curated record
CCCCCAAAACAAUGGCGGUGGAGGGGCAGUUCUCUGACGUACCACAUGGUUGCGUUUGUUGUGCUGGGGUUCAAUGCGUACGUAACUCUCGAGUACGACAGGCAAUGCAACUCUCUUUCCAAUUCGCUUGCUAGCAAAAGCAGGGUAUCAAGAGAAACGAAAAGCCGGGACGGAGAGAGAGAUGAGAACUGAGUUUCCCAGAUGAGGGAGCGACGGGCUUAUGGCUUUUAAAUGGCUUUCAGAUCCAGCUAGAGAACCUGGCAUGUAUGGCGGGGAGCGUGUUUCUUUUGACCGUAACGAGACCAGUGAGGCUUUGUACCCCCCUGCACCUGCACUAUGGUACUUGCCCACUUGGCUGGCUCUUCGUCUUUUCGUCAUUUCGUCUUUGCGUCUUGUCGCUCGUGUCUUGGCUGGCCAAGCCGUUGGUGUCCUUCGUGAAGUCUUUCUUUUGGCAUGACAAGCUCCUGGCCUCCAGUUACGCCCAUCAUCGGGAUUACUUCUUUGAAGUUGUGGUGGUUUGUUGGCAGGUUAUCAAUGUUAUCCACAGUCUAAUUGUCUUGCUCGUAAGGGUACUUUGUACGAUCUCGCCAUAUUCCUCAACUUUCCAUGGCCAAUUCCUCCAUUUCUCAUUUCUAUGCUGCUUCUGUCUUGAGUAUCUUGCGUUGCCAGCAGUGCAUUUGAUCGGCGCUUUGCAAUACAUCCCAAACCGCCUCCAGGUUUGGAAGGUUUACCCUUUCUUUCAGCUCAAAGUGCAUCCCGCAAAAGUUGGGUGCCACGGCCAACUAGCGCUAGACGUCCCAUUGGUGACUACACGGGGUUUAUGGCUUGCUUGCAUUGGUGUACUUUUUUCCCGGCUUGCUGAAACAGAAUUGAUGAACUGGGGUUGCUGGGCUGUUGCUUGCGGGCUCGUAGCGCUGCCGAGCUCUAGAAGCCAGAUGCAUGGCAUCAGAUAUUGUGGAUCGCCCCUUCCGUCCAUCAUCUGAAGAACAAAGGCGACCUAACAACAACGCCCAAGCCGGUCAAUCAACUCUCAACGGCCGCCUGUCAAAUUCCUUAAGUCGGAUCUCAAUUCCCAUUGCUUUCCUCGGAAGGAUUGAUCCUUCCGAAAGAAUGAA